Molecule: messenger RNA, 3834 nt
Organism: Phodopus roborovskii (desert hamster)
Lineage: Eukaryota; Metazoa; Chordata; Mammalia; Rodentia; Cricetidae
Gene: Zbtb18
Product: zinc finger and BTB domain containing 18
Exons: 2
Coding region: 147-1742 (531 amino acids)
Biological process (GO): regulation of transcription by RNA polymerase II
Cellular component (GO): nucleus
Molecular function (GO): DNA-binding transcription factor activity, RNA polymerase II-specific; protein binding; RNA polymerase II cis-regulatory region sequence-specific DNA binding
Source: RefSeq, a predicted model, not a curated record
GUGUGCCGAUCUGUGGUGGAGAAGGUAUCUCUUUCCUCUCCAACAUCAUCUCCACUUUGCAUCUGUCUCUCUUAGUCUGCUUUUUUUCCACCGAUGUAACAGACCUGGAGCCAGCAAGACUCCGAGGGAAGGACUUAAUCAAGUUUAUGUGUCCUAAAGGUUAUGAAGACAGUAUGGAGUUUCCAGAUCACAGCAGACAUUUGCUGCAGUGUCUGAGCGAGCAGAGACACCAGGGCUUUCUUUGUGACUGCACUGUUCUGGUGGGAGAUGCCCAGUUCCGGGCGCACCGAGCUGUGCUGGCUUCAUGCAGCAUGUAUUUCCACCUCUUUUACAAGGACCAGCUGGACAAAAGAGACAUUGUUCAUCUGAACAGCGACAUUGUGACAGCCCCCGCUUUCGCUCUCCUGCUUGAAUUCAUGUACGAAGGGAAACUCCAGUUCAAAGACUUGCCCAUUGAGGACGUGCUAGCAGCUGCCAGUUAUCUCCACAUGUAUGACAUUGUCAAAGUCUGCAAAAAGAAGCUAAAAGAGAAAGCUACCACUGAGGCAGACAGCACCAAAAAGGAAGAAGACGCUUCAAGCUGUUCAGACAAAGUCGAGAGCCUCUCAGACGGCAGCAGCCACAUGGCAGGUGACCUGCCCAGUGAUGAAGAUGAAGGCGAAGAUGAGAAAUUGAACAUUCUACCCAGCAAAAGGGACUUGGCAGCUGAGCCUGGGAACAUGUGGAUGCGAUUGCCCUCAGACUCAGCAGGCAUCCCCCAGGCUGGCGGAGAGGCCGAGCCACACGCCACAGCAGCUGGAAAAACAGUAGCCAGCCCCUGCAGCUCAACAGAGUCUUUGUCCCAGAGGUCUGUCACCUCCGUGAGGGAUUCGGCAGAUGUUGACUGUGUGCUGGACCUGUCUGUCAAGUCCAGCCUUUCGGGAGUUGAAAAUCUGAACAGCUCUUAUUUCUCUUCACAGGACGUGCUGAGAAGCAACCUGGUGCAGGUGAAGGUGGAGAAAGAGGCGUCCUGUGAUGAGAGUGAUGUUGGCACUAAUGAUUAUGACAUGGAACAUAGCACUGUGAAAGAGAGUGUGAGCACUAACAACAGGGUACAGUAUGAGCCGGCCCACCUGGCUCCUCUGAGGGAGGACUCGGUCUUGAGGGAGCUGGAUCGGGAGGACAAAGCCAGUGAUGAUGAGAUGAUGACCCCAGAGAGCGAUCGGGUCCAGGUGGAAGGGGGCAUGGAAAGCAGUCUGCUUCCCUAUGUCUCCAAUAUCCUGAGCCCUGCAGGCCAGAUCUUCAUGUGCCCCCUGUGCAACAAAGUCUUCCCCAGCCCCCACAUCCUGCAGAUUCACCUGAGCACGCACUUCCGAGAGCAGGAUGGCAUCCGCAGCAAGCCUGCCGCCGAUGUCAAUGUGCCCACGUGCUCCCUGUGUGGGAAGACUUUCUCUUGCAUGUACACCCUCAAGCGCCACGAGAGGACUCACUCGGGGGAGAAGCCCUACACGUGCACCCAGUGCGGCAAGAGUUUCCAGUACUCGCACAACCUGAGCCGCCACGCUGUGGUGCACACCCGUGAGAAGCCCCACGCCUGCAAGUGGUGCGAACGCAGGUUCACGCAGUCGGGAGACCUGUACAGACACAUCCGCAAGUUCCACUGUGAGUUGGUGAACUCCUUGUCGGUCAAAAGCGAAGCACUGAGCUUGCCCACUGUCAGAGACUGGACCUUAGAAGAUAGCUCUCAAGAACUUUGGAAAUAAUUUUAUAUAUAUAUAUAAAUAAUAUAUAUAUAUAUACAUAUAUAUACAUAGAUCUCUAUAUAGUUGUGGUACGGUCUAAAAGCAGUCUUGUUUCCUGGAACUGAAAAGUUGGGAUCUUAACUUGUUUUUGCACUUUAGAAUAAUAGCAUGAGAAUCUCACUAAUUUAGCAUUCUGAUAAAAGAAACUUUAGAGCAAGUCAGAAGUAGAAAGGUGUCUUUCCUUUGAAGGGUAGGCCAAGUUAGCCAAUAAAUCCUUCUCAGCAAAUGGUUCUGUCACAAAAUGCUUUCAGAUGGCUUCAUUUUGUAGACACUGCAUUGUCUUGAGCGCUUUUCUUGUGCCCCACAUUGUUUUGUUUUGUUUUGUUUUCAAAGUAGAAAUCCCCUCCAGUUUUAUUAGCCUCUUUAUAUGUCUCAAAUUGCAUGAGUAUUUUCUGGCUGUUGGAAACCUGAAUGCUUUUAGACCCAAAUGGAAAAUUUCUGAAAUGCUGGAUUAUCUAUUUUUAAACAAGCAGUUGACUUAAAACUUUCUGUGGCAACUUCUGGUUUUCUGACAGUUCCCAGUGAGAGCAAUUGUGACAGUACACUGGGUCACUGGGACUGUCUCUGUGAAGGUUUGCUUGAGAUGAAAGAGGGUAUUGCAGCUUCAGCAGUGUUGAACUGUGUUUAAAAUGUGAAUUACUGUUCUUGUAUACUGUAAUUGAUUACACGGGCUGGGGGGGUGUCAAAGAACUUGACAGGUUGUGUUGAUGCUCUUAGUUGAGUCUUGAAAAGUAAAUAUUAACGCUACAGAAAUGCAUGAGUUUCAAUAUAUUUUUUGUCUUUGUUUGCAUUGUAUAACUUUAACGAGUGAGUUUAAAAUUAUUUAAUUUCCUUAGAAAAAUAGCACCGUUUGGGGAAAAAAAACUGGUGUUACGAAGAACGUAAAUGCACUGUUUUUAUUUUUAUUUUAUAUAAUUUAAAUUGACUUUUCCCACUGUCUUUAAGUUGAAACUGUUAAGCUGAAUAAAAACUUAAGCUGCAAAUUGAUAACUUCGCUACAUUACAAGGAACAUAUAAAUGUUUACAAACGGCUUAAAGAUUUGCAUGUGCAGUGUGCAUUUAUAACACACUUGUAAUUGCACAGAACCCAUGCCAGCUCAGAGUUUAGGUGUACACAUGUACCCAGCUGAGCAUUUUUAGAAUAACUACUGCACAAAUUGACAAUAGGUCAUAGGUCAUUCUCUCUCUCUUUUUGCUUCCCUUUUCUUUUUUCCCCUGUUUCCUUUCCCCUACCCCCUAACUUGUGAAAAGAUUUCUAUGGACUGAGAAAGCCCCAGGCUGAAAGGACUGCACUGCCUUGAUUGACAUGGGGAAGGGGGUUAGUAGACUAUGUGUAUCGGCAGCAGAGGCUGCAGCCCAACGUGUGGUUUUAAUGACCAGCACGCAGGGGAGAAGCAUUUUGCACAGUGUUUGUUUUCCUGUCUUGCACUUACAAAUAAGGUCUAUGGGAGUAGCAUGGAAAAUGUUUGUUGUUUUUCCCUUUUUCUUUUUUAAUUGCUUUUGUUUAAAAUUUGAUCGCCUUAACUACUGUAAACAUAGCCUAUUUUUGUGCUUAAGAUACUGAAUGGAAAACUCCAUUGUGUGUUGCUGGACUGUUUUGGAAAUAUUUGGUCAAAUGUAUGUUAAUUUGGCUGUAAUGGCAUUUAAAGCAAACAAACAAACAAACAAAAAAAGCUGUGAAAAUGGCCUUGGAGCAUUAUCUUUAGUUACUUGAAGAGUUUCUAGUUUUUUUGUUUUUGUUUUUUUAAUACAGUUUAUGUUAAAAUAAUAUUAAUUUAGAGAAGACAAUCAAUGUCUGUGAGAGAACGGACUUCUUUUGGAUUUUUUUUUUUCUCUCUUUUUGUGGUCAUUGUGAGUGAUUGCUUUUUCCUUUUUCUUAGUUUCACAUUCUUCCUUUGUUCUAAAUCUUAGACUGACAUCUAGCUUUGACAAUCAUAGUAUGUUUUAUUUCCUGAGGGGGAAUAACUUAUAAUGCUGUUUAGUUUUGUACUAUUGGUGUGUUGGUGAAUUUUUAAACUGUGUGCUAACUGCAAUAAAUUAUAUGAACUGAGAA